Molecule: messenger RNA, 569 nt
Organism: Lates calcarifer (barramundi perch)
Lineage: Eukaryota; Metazoa; Chordata; Actinopteri; Centropomidae
Product: cytochrome c oxidase subunit 5B, mitochondrial
Exons: 4
Coding region: 73-453 (126 amino acids)
Biological process (GO): mitochondrial electron transport, cytochrome c to oxygen
Cellular component (GO): mitochondrial envelope
Source: RefSeq, a predicted model, not a curated record
GGGGUCAUCUAAGUCCAUCUGACAGUUGCUUUCAGGUCAUUCCCAGUACCUGAAAGUGAGACCAGAGUCGUCAUGGCGGGACGUCUCCUUCUUCGAGCUUGUACGACAACAUUGCGGCUGAGGAGCAAUGCGGUGGCCAGACCGUUACACCGUGCGAUGGCCACAGAAGGGAUACCAACAGAUGAGGAGCAGGCCACUGGACUGGAGCGACGCGUAUUGAUGGCCUUCAAGGAGGGAAAGGAUCCCUACAGUAUACUGAAGCCCAAGUACUACCCAGGCACCAAGGAGGACCCUCAGCUUGUUCCGUGCAUUGGGGGCAAGAGGCUGGUGGGCUGUCUUUGUGAGGAAGACAACACAGCUAUUGUGUGGUUCUGGGUUCAUGAGGGAGGUUCCCACCGCUGUCCCUCCUGUGGUACCUACUACAAGGCAGUCCCACAUGAAGUGCCCCAUUGAAGCUAAAUUUAAGUGCUCUACUAAUGGGACAACACAUUUGCCUUCUUCAUGACCAUAUAUUGCAAUGUGUGCAUAUCAUUUAACAUGUACAGUUUGUCAUUAAAAUGUCAACCUGA